GCGCACCGCUUGCGCUUGCGGACUGCUUGGAAGACCUGAAGCAGGUAUUAAACCAGCUGGAGAGGCCAGGUGGCCUUAAGAGCGGCCCAGAGAGAAGGACAUGACACAAGUCGGACAUCGGGGCCAUGGGGUCUCAACAUUCUGCCUCUUUUCGCCCUGCCUCCUUCGAGCGAAAGAAAGAUGACAGGGAAGAUUUCCUGGCUGAUCCUGAGCAGGAAGAAGCCAUCGCCCAGUUUCCAUAUGUGGAGUUCACGGGGAGAGAUAGCAUUACCUGUCUCACCUGCCAAGGGACAGGCUACAUCCCAACAGAGCAAGUCAAUGAAUUGGUGGCUUUGAUCCCACACAGUGAUCAGAGAUUGCGUCCUCAGAGAACUAAACAGUAUGUUCUUCUGUCGGUCCUGCUAUGCCUCCUGGCAUCCGGUUUGGUGGUUUUCUUCCUGUUCCCACAUUCAGUCCUCGUGGACGAUGAUGGCAUCAAAGUGGUGAAAGUCACAUUUAAUAAACAGGACUCCCUCGUAAUCCUCGCCAUCACGGCCACCCUGAAAAUCAGGAAUUCCAACUUCUACCCUGUGGCAGUGACCAGCCUGUCCAGCCAGGUUCAGUACAUGAACACAGUGGUUGGCACAUAUGUGACCAGGAAUGUCUCCCUCAUCCCACCACGGAGUGAGCAGCUGGUGAAUUUUACUGUGAAGGCCGAGAUGGGAGGACCAUUUUCCUAUGUCUACUUCUUCUGCACAGUACCUGGUAUCCUGGUGCACAACAUGGUGAUCUUCAUGCGAACUUCAGUGAAGAUUUCAUACAUCGGCCUCAUGACCCAGAGCUCCUUGGAGACACAUGACUAUGUGGAUUGUGGAGCAAAUUCCACAGCUGUUUAGCACGUGCUCUUGGGUCUCCAUGCCAGCACCUGUAGAAGAGAGCCCAGCAUCUUUUCCCAGGGCCAGAGUUCAUCACUGACCCCAGGUGGUUGAACCAGGGGAGGAAUUGGCUCUGUUAACUCCCAACAAACAUCUUCCUGCCACUUAGGGGAAAAGUCUCUACAGCACCGUGUGUGUUUCCUAGAGCCAGCAGAAUCACUGCCCAGUGCCUAGGCUAUGCCCAGCAAAUAGUCAGUGCUUGAUAAAGGUUUGAAGGAUUUAAUUCAGAUCUCCUCAACUGUUCUUCAGGCAUGAUAAGCUGAAACCAUAUCAUGGGUCUAAGUUAUCGAGCCCUAGAGUAAUGUGCAGAUAGGACUGUUAGUGCAGCUGCAGGUCUAUUGGUGCCUUAUGGGCACAGAAGAGGCAGCAGAGAGGGACCCCUCAAACCCCUGAAAGAAGACAGCACAGACCCAUUUGAUAAGCAUUUGUUUCAUCUGUUCCCAGAUGUCUAGGAGACCAGGAUUGGGGGGGGCGUGUUGUGUAGAAAGUUACAGUUGUUUCUACCAAGAGUCUUUGUGAGCCUUGAUUUACCCUUCAUCCAAUGGCUGGAACAUGGAUUGGGUAUUUGAUAGAAAAAUAAAUCCUGCUUUUGAUUUA
Molecule: messenger RNA, 1511 nt
Organism: Heterocephalus glaber (naked mole-rat)
Lineage: Eukaryota; Metazoa; Chordata; Mammalia; Rodentia; Bathyergidae
Gene: Tmem106c
Product: transmembrane protein 106C
Source: RefSeq, a predicted model, not a curated record